Molecule: messenger RNA, 3901 nt
Organism: Paramisgurnus dabryanus
Lineage: Eukaryota; Metazoa; Chordata; Actinopteri; Cypriniformes; Cobitidae
Gene: kcnj21
Product: potassium inwardly rectifying channel subfamily J member 21
Biological process (GO): regulation of monoatomic ion transmembrane transport; potassium ion import across plasma membrane
Cellular component (GO): plasma membrane
Molecular function (GO): G-protein activated inward rectifier potassium channel activity
Source: RefSeq, a predicted model, not a curated record
GCGACACAAUGCUCCAACGUCAGCAUCAGUGCACCUUCAUGUGAUGUGGGCUGUUUGCGUCCGUUUACUUGGAGAGGUUGCUUUGGAAAGAAUAACGCAUCUUAGCUUUGGGCGACUCGUUGCACAAUUCAUCUAGUUUGUGGGACGUGUUUGUACUUUAAAAGAUAUACGCGCGAGCCAUAUCGUUAGUUAGUUUGUGCGCGCGCUUCGAGACGAUGUUAUAAAGCAACGCUUGGUGCGUGCUUCUUUAAAUGAGCCCGUAUUGGAAAGCCACUGGGAGCCGAAGCCAGGAACUAACUUAAACUACACAACUCCAGCUGCUGUGUUGGAUCGGAGACGGCAUCCGUUGCUUCAGCCUUCCAGGCCAUGAGUGGUUUCAAGGGCCGGGAUGUGGAAAAACAGGGCAUCAAGCUGCCAAAGAAAUGGGCUGAUCAUAAUGACAAGAUCCCAACAGACCGUACGAUGGUUAUUAGUGGAGUGGUGGGAGGCAGAGACCCUUCAGACACAGCGGGAGGUCGGUUGAGGAAACGGCGCCAGCGCUAUGUGGAUAAAGACGGCAAGUGCAAUGUCCACCACGGAAACGUGCGGGAAACCUACCGCUACUUUACGGACAUCUUCACCACGCUUGUGGAUUUAAAGUGGCGUUUUAAUCUUCUCGUGUUCACACUGGUCUACACCUCCACCUGGAUCUUCUUUGGUCUCAUUUGGUGGCUCAUCGCAUACGCGCGUGGAGACCUGGACCACAUGGACGACAACGACUGGACACCUUGCGUAAAUAACCUGAACGGCUUCGUCUCCGCUUUCCUUUUUUCCAUCGAGACUGAGACCACGAUUGGUUACGGGUACCGCGUCAUUACAGACAAAUGCCCCGAAGGUAUCAUCUUGCUUCUUGUGCAGGCCAUCUUAGGUUCCAUCGUCAAUGCCUUCAUGGUGGGUUGUAUGUUCGUGAAAAUCUCACAGCCGAAGAAACGCGCCGAAACCCUCAUGUUCUCCAACACGGCUGUGAUCUCCAUGCGGGAUGGCAAGUUGUGUUUGAUGUUCAGAGUCGGUGACUUGCGGAACUCACACAUCGUGGAGGCGUCCAUCAGGGCCAAGCUGAUCCGCUCCAAGCAAACCAAGGAAGGAGAGUUUAUCCCGCUAAACCAAACGGAUAUCAACGUAGGCUUUGACACAGGGGACGAUCGGCUGUUUCUAGUGUCACCGCUAAUCAUAUGUCACGAGAUCAAAAAGAACAGCCCGUUUUGGGAGAUCUCUCAGGAGCAAAUGGCACGAGAGGAGUUUGAAAUAGUGGUCAUCCUGGAAGGAAUGGUGGAGGCCACAGGAAUGACCUGUCAGGCCCGCAGCUCGUACCUGAACUCAGAAGUGCUCUGGGGACAAAGAUUUACCCCUGUUCUUUCACUGGAAGAGGGAUUUUAUGAAGUCGAUUAUGACACGUUCCAUCACACCUACCCCACCCCAACCCCUUCGUGCUCUGCACGCGAGCUAGCGGAACUGGAAAAGAAAGGGGAAGCGAUCCCUCUUCCCCCUAUUUCACCCCCAGCAACCCUCAUAGAACCCAGGCAUCAGCAUCCUGAGGAGAUGCCUGGUGUGGAGAAUAUGGAUGGGGUAGCAGAGGACACUGUUAGCAACGGUGAUGUGAACAAAAUGGAAUGUGGGCAGGAAUGAGUAUGGGAUCUGUGAUCUGCAAUCUUUGCUGCCCCCGUGUGGAUGGGAUGAAAAUCGCUGGAGAAAGAAAAAAUAAUUUGCCAUUGAUACUGUGCUGAUACUGUUAAUAAAACCUUUAUUAGAUAGCACGGAUAGGAUUUUAGGUAAUUAAAAUUCGAAGAUUCUUCAAUUCUAAGUUAAAUGCAAUGUGUUUAUUUAAGUAAUAUGCAUAUAUUUACAGCUUUGUACUGUACUUGCUUAACACAAACUCAGAACAAUCAUAAUUUCUACUUUAUUAUUAUAUAUACAGCACUGUGCAAAAUCUUAGGCCACCAUAACCAGCUUUGUUGUUUUAGCAAAGUUCUAAUGUCAUCCACUGUUUUUUAAGAUACAAAAAAUACAGGAAAUAUGUACACAAAAUUAAAAACAAAACAAUUUUCAGUACUAAAUGUCUUCUUCAGGCAUCAGUCAGUAUUUAGUGUGAUCUCUCUUUGGCACGAAACCUCUUGAGCUUUUUUGAGAAGACUGGAGUCCUGAAGUCAUUCGAUUAGAAUUAGAAUUAGGAUUUAAUUUUAUUUAGGCCUGCUAUUGCUCAAGUGGAAGGAGAGUUUACACUAAAUACUUGACACUUCUUACUGUUUUUAAUACUACAUACAAAUUUCCUGUAUUUUUGGUUGUAUUCUAAUAAAGAGGCUGAGAAAUAAUUAUAUAUGAUCAUUGUACAAUUGCAAAACCAACAAAUCUAAAGGUAGCAUGGUGCCCUAAGACUUUUGCACAGUACUGAAUAUAGUAUUCAUUGCUUAACAAAUUUAUUAGACCACCUGUCUGUUUGACUCAAAGAUCAUCCAGCAUCAUAAAGUGCUUUAAUGUGGACUCUUUUCCUUUUUGAUCAGGAGUUAGGAAUGAAAAAUAUGUCCAAUUUAAUUUGCGUUUUAUACCCAUAUUUUAGUCAGCACAUUCAACUUUUCUCUGAAGUCAGAAAUGAAUCAAGCAUAAAAUUCAAAAAAUUUUUUUUUAAGGAUUGUAAGUAAAUAACUUUUAUUGGGCAUCUGAAUAGAAAAUAAUAACGUGCUUUAAUUAGUUUAGUUUUACUUAGGGUUAGUUUUGGCAAUAGGUGGAGUUUGGGGGAGGUCACUUCUUCUCCAGACCAGAACUACUUAUGAUUUUGUUUGAGCUUUUAAUGAAAUAUGAAUAUAUAAAUUGUUUUAAAGCCAUAAGACACACUCUCUCGCUAAUCUCAAUGUAUUGCAGUACCCUUGUUUGCCGGUAGGUGCCCCCAAGCACAAACGCGAAACUCCGCAAAUGGUUUUGGCACAAACCACAUUUGGUGGUGGUCUAAUAAAUUUGUUAAGCAUAUAUAUAUUAUUUUAUUUAUUUUUAUUUAAUUUAUAGAAUUUAAGAUCUAUUGACAAAGAUGGUGCUUAUCCGGCAGCAUUUUCUUGUUUAAAAAAAUGCUAGUUAAAUAUGUGUUUGUUUAUCAUUUCACUUUCAGUAGUGAAAUUAAUCCCAUCAGUAGAUUAUUGGAUAUGCAUAAGAUACACUUACAAGUGCACAUUAUCUAAAGGUAAACACUAGGGUUAGAGUCAAGUUCAGACCCAGCUGUCUAUUUGAAUGGACUGUAAUAAGAACACUGAGCCAUGGAGUUCUCGUAAAUUCUAUGUGAUUGUGAAAAUACUGUGCCAACAUGUACUUGAGGUCUUUAUCACCUUUAGUACAUCUGGAAAUACAUUAUGGUUGUGUCUGAGACCAUAAGCUGAAAGUAUAAAACAAUAAUUUUGUGGUUAUGAGAGGUUUGAAGAGCAAGUUCAGAAGAGCAAGGUAGCAAACAGCGACAUCUGCUGUUUGUGACCUCACAACACAGCUGGCCAUGAAAUCAUGCUUCUUUACUGAUAGUAGAUAUGUAACACACAUGUUGUGUUUAACAAAUAAAACGCACAAUGUCACUGUAAAGCCAUCAUUUUAUCUACAAUGAAGCAUUGUAUUGUUUGCCUAAUGCUGUCAUCGUCAAACUAAAGUUAUUUAUGGUCCUGUUUGUGAAACAUCUUUAAAGCCUAUAUUUUGUUCUUUCUUUUUACACCAGCUUUAAUAAAGAUCAUUUCAUUUUUUUCUGCUUUGUUUUACAACAGCCAAUAUACUUUAAUUCUUCCUCUGACACUGAGCCAAUAAAAGAAAGUUAAAUUAAUAAAUAGGUAAAUAUUAGAAUUUAGUAACAAAUGCAUAGACCUAACAUUAUGCAAAUGUAUAACAUUAAAUAAAA